AUGGACGCGCCCAAAAGUCUCUUGGCUCUUGCCCUUCGCCGCAAGCGGCCGGCAAUUAACGCGUUGGGUCGCAUCGCCACAACUCUGCCGAAUGUUGUCUAUCAAACCGUAACAAGCCACAAAAAUGAACUGCCACCAUCUCGGGUCUCGUACGUCUUCCUCCUCACAACAGACUCUCGAGACGGAUCGGCUGGAGCACGCCUCUCCAUUUCAGUACCAGGCAAGCUCUUGGAGUGA
Molecule: messenger RNA, 237 nt
Organism: Pseudozyma hubeiensis SY62
Lineage: Eukaryota; Fungi; Basidiomycota; Ustilaginomycetes; Ustilaginales; Ustilaginaceae
Exons: 1
Coding region: 1-237 (78 amino acids)
Source: RefSeq, a predicted model, not a curated record